AAGGGGUGGAGGGGAUUUUAGCUAUAAACCUGGCUAACCUGAUUAGUUGGACAAUACACAUCCUGGGUACAAAUACCAGCUCCUCCCUACUGUUCACUCCAUCCUCAAGCUUCAGACCUCACAAAUUAGUCGAAAACAUCACUACCAGAUUCUAAACAACAAUGAGCCCAAAAAAUAUCGUCUUCAAGAAAAUUUCCAAGGACAAGUCGGUGGGUGUGUAUAUGGGAAAGAGAGACUUUGUUGACCAUGUUGGCUCUGUGGAUCCAGUGGAUGGUGUCCUUCUCGUUGAUCCUGAACAGCUGAAGGCGAAAAAAGCAUAUGUCACUUUAUCCUGCACAUUUCGAUAUGGAGGUGAUGACAUGGACGUGCUGGGCAUCGCGUUUAGACGAGAGAUCUAUGUGUCAACCCGGCAGAUAUACCCCCCACUGCAGGACAAAGAACAGGGCAUUCUCACCAAGGUGCAGGAUAAACUACUGCGUAAACUGGGUGUCAAUGCCUACCCAUUUUUCUUUGAAUUCCCUGACAACUUACCUUGUUCAGUAGGACUACAGCCUGCCCCAAAAGAUGUUGGAAAGCACUGUGCUGUUGAGUUUGAGGUGAAAGCUUUCAGUGCUGAAAGCCAGGAUGCCAAAGUUCGCAAACGGAGCUCAGUACGUUUGAUGAUUCGUAAGGUCCAGUAUGCUCCAGAAACUCUAGGACCAGCUCCCUGUGUGGAGACUACUCGUGACUUUCUCAUGUCUGACAAACCGUUGCAUAUGGAGGCAAGCUUACAGAAACAGACUUAUUAUCAUGGGGAACCGAUCAACGUAAGGGUCAAAAUUAAUAAUGACUCUAACAAAAAUGUCAGGAACAUCAUAAUUUCUGUGGAACAAAUUGCCAAUGUGGUGCUGUACUCCAGUGACAGUUAUAUGAAGGCAGUGGCCAUAGAAGACUCUGGGGACUCUGUUGAUUCUGGUGCCAAGCUGGAUAAAGUCUACACGUUGCUCCCCCUACUGGCCAAUAACAGAGAGCGAAGAGGCAUUGCACUGGAUGGAAAAUUGAAGCAUGAAGACACCAAUUUAGCCUCUUCAAGCAUCAUCAAAGAAGGUGUUCUGAAGGAAGUUUUGGGGAUCAUGGUGUCUUACAGACUUGUUGUGAAGCUUAUUGUUGGAGGGAUUAUGGGAUCCAGUGAAGUUGGGGUGGAGCUCCCUUUCCAGCUUAUGCACCCGAAGCCUGACACAGUGAAAGAAAGUGAACUGGAGGAUGAAAUGGUUUUCGAGGAGUUUAAGCGCACCUACUUGAAGGGCAUGGCCGAGGAUGAGGAUGAGGGAAACAUUUCACCUGGCGAACACUGAGGAAUGCAUGUCGUUUUUGAAGCAUCUCUCUAUGACUUUUUUUAAGGCUGCUCAAAACAGACAAUCAUAUAUAGAGCAUUGCUGCAAUAAAGCACUUUGUUACUAGCAUUUAAUUAGCAGACAAAGCUGUCAUUUUUAUUGAAUAGCAUAUUUUUCUGUGAACCAACCAAACCAUGCUGCCACAAAGAUCCACAAGGAUCUCUGGAGUUGUAACUGAAAUUAAUAGAGAGCUUUGUUUUUUUAUUUUACAGUAGUGGGAGCACUCCCCUUUUGAUACUGCUGUAGUAGUUUGGUGUGUAUCUUUAGAAAUUUGGAAGAAACUGAUGUCCUGGAGAUUGGUGACUACUGUACAUAGUAAUAGUCCAUAAAAAGUAAAACUACAGAGUAAAAUCCUACCUGUGUUUUUGGUUUAACAGUUAUUUUAGACCAACUUUAUUUGUAUGCAUAAAUAAAUGUAUUAUUACAAAUUACUCUAUUAUAAUAAAAACUGUACUGUAGCAGGAUGUUCAGUUUAUGUACACAUGAUAAGGAAAGUAAAUACUAUUUUACAAUAAUUACAAAAAACAUUCAAUACACGCCAAAGUGACUAAAUCAUAAAACUAAAAUAAACUAAACUAACUAUAAACUAAAAUGUUUAUAUUAAUCUCAAUAUUAUAAUACAACAAUUUCUCAAGUGACGUUGAUUGUCAACUGAUUGUCCUAAAAGUUACAGUGUAAAAAUGAUUGUGAUCUUAAAAGUAAAAGACUGUAAAAAUGCUAUAGUAAAAACCUGUUAAUUGGUUAUCAGUAAGUUUCCAUACUAUAUACAGUGAAUAACUGUAAUUACAUUUAAUGUAACUAUAUGGUAAAAUAACAUUAAAAUUAACGAGCCAUGAGUUUUUGGAAGUGAAAAAGAAAAAGGCAUUGUUGAAUUUACAGUGAAAAACUGUAAAUUGACACUCCCAGAAUUCCCUGGAUGACACUUCAUAUUUUGUGGGUGGGGGGUUUCAUUGAAAUAACUAUAUUUCUUCUUUUUUUUUCUUAUCAGUUGUGUACAUUAUGGUUUUAUCUUUCAUCUAAAGUUGUUAAAUUAAAGUUUAUUGCAUUA
Carassius gibelio (silver crucian carp) is the source of this 2421-nucleotide messenger RNA. It is a transcript of the gene saga, whose product is annotated as S-antigen; retina and pineal gland (arrestin) a. Lineage: Eukaryota; Metazoa; Chordata; Actinopteri; Cypriniformes; Cyprinidae. The transcript is spliced from 16 exons. Gene Ontology annotation, molecular function: G protein-coupled receptor binding. The coding region runs from base 162 to 1334 and encodes 390 amino acids. Gene Ontology annotation, biological process: signal transduction; G protein-coupled receptor internalization. Gene Ontology annotation, cellular component: photoreceptor outer segment; photoreceptor inner segment. The record is from RefSeq and is a predicted model, not a curated record.